Messenger RNA from Zophobas morio, 1539 nucleotides. RefSeq names its product facilitated trehalose transporter Tret1-like. The record is from RefSeq and is a predicted model, not a curated record. Bases 130 to 1515 code for a protein of 461 amino acids. Gene Ontology annotation, molecular function: transmembrane transporter activity. Lineage: Eukaryota; Metazoa; Arthropoda; Insecta; Coleoptera; Tenebrionidae. Gene Ontology annotation, cellular component: membrane. Gene Ontology annotation, biological process: transmembrane transport. The transcript is spliced from 3 exons.
AUCUCCUUCACAAUCCUAAUCCAAGUGCGGUCCAACAAUACGCUAUAAAUUAACAGCGAUUAACUUUAAUCAAGAUAAUUGUCACUCUGCACACCAACCUCUAAUUACUCAGUUCGACCAAAACUCACCAUGAAAAUACUCGACCACACACGAUUUUCACCACCCCUGAGACAAACGUACGUAGCCUUCGGUCCGAUCCUUAUCACCACCAGUUUGGGAAUGACCGAAGGCUUCUCUGCAAUCCUGCUGCCGCAACUCAACGCUACCUCUCUUCACAUAGACGAAGAAAUGUCGUCGUGGAUAGCUUCGAUGGCGGCGUUACCCAUGGCCUUGGGGUGCAUUUUGGGAGGGAUUCUCAUGGAGAAAAUUGGCAGGAAGGGUACACAUAUGCUUACUUGUGUGCCCUGUGUGUUGGGAUGGAUGGUGCUGUAUUUUGCGAACAGUAUAGGGAUGAUUUUGGCUGGGAGGUUCUUGACAGGAUUCUGUGUGGGGCUUCUGGGGCCUCCGACGGGGGUGUAUAUGAGUGAGACAUCAGAACCGAAGUAUAGGGGAUUUCUUUUGGCAGCGAUAAGUUUCGCUAUAGCACUAGGCCUUUUUCUGUCCCACCUCAUCGGAACUUUCAUCAGCUGGCAAAACACAGCCUUGGCCUGCUGCUCCUUCCCCAUCAUCUGCAUCAUCUGCAUGAUUUUCGCUCCCGAAUCGCCCACAUGGUUAGCAAAAAUGGGCCGAAUCGAAGAGGCCAAAGCCGCCUUCCGCUGGUGUCGAGGAGACUGCGACGAAGCCACUAAAGAACUCGACGUCCUAAUCAACCGACAAACCCUCCUGAACAUAGAAGAAAAGAAGAACUUUCUUGAAAUUAUCAAAGACUUGCAGAAACCCGAGUUCACCAAACCGCUGGUUAUCAUAGUGAUUUUUUUCAUUACCUGCCAGUGGGCUGGUCUUAACGCCAUUACUUUCUAUUCAGUGUCCAUUAUCCAGCUAACACUUGGAGGUACAUUCGACGAGUACCUAGCAAUGUUAAUUAUAGACACCAUCCGCGUUUUCAUGUCGAUCUUUGCUUGCAUCCUUCUAAAGAAAUUAGGGAGAAGACCCUUAGCUAUUAUUAGUGGAACAGGAACUUUCGUAUCUCUUUUUAUACUUAGUUCUUUUACCUUCGCUGUUAAGUUUUAUCCUGGUAUAUCUGCAUAUACGUUCGUUCCGUUGAUUUCAUUGAUUACGUAUGUGGCGUUUAUCACGGUGGGGUUUGUACCGUUACCGUGGACCAUGAUGGGUGAAGUGUUUCCUCUGGCAAAUCGAGGAAUGGGAAGUGGGAUUUCGGCUCUUUCUGCUUAUGUAGCGUUCUUUUCGGUAGUUAAAACUACACCUUCGAUGUUUGGACGGUUUGGACCAGAAGGCAGUUUUUUUAUUUAUGGAAUGUUGGCACUUGUUGGUACCAUCAUUUUGAUUUUAUUUUUACCCGAAACGAAGGAUAAGCCAUUGUAUCAAAUCGAAGACAAUUUUAAAAGGAAAAAAUAAAGAUGUUUACUGUUUAUGUGUGAA